Messenger RNA from Cavia porcellus (domestic guinea pig), 22608 nucleotides. RefSeq names its product transmembrane protein 74 (gene Tmem74). The coding region runs from base 1652 to 2563 and encodes 303 amino acids. NCBI's taxonomy places the organism in Eukaryota, Metazoa, Chordata, Mammalia, Rodentia, Caviidae. The transcript has 3 exons. The record is from RefSeq and is a predicted model, not a curated record.
AGAGCCGGCGGCCCGGGAGGGCGCGGGUCUGGUGGGGCGGGCCGUUUCCGAGAGCGGCGGUGCCGGGGCGCCGUCCUUCUCCGCGGCCCCCGGGGACCGCGUGGUCCCGCCACCCCCAGGGCGGGCGGAGGCCUGAGCGAGGCUCGCUCCCGCGGGUCUUUGGCCGAACCCCCUGGGAACCGCGCCUGGCGGAGUCUGGAGCGACCAGUUGCCUGGGCGCCGGCCUCUCCUGCAGCUGGUGCACUGUGGCUUCUGCUGUCUGUGCCUUGCUGUGCGAGCCAUCCACUUGGCAAAGCAAGGCUCUAGUGAGUUCAGUGCUGGUUCUCUUGCACUUAGUGGUUUUGGUGGUUAUUCUGCUGUUUUGGGCGCGGAGAAACUGACAAUAGAAGACUAAUGUUUGUUUAAAAAUACAAAACGAACAGUCCUUCGAUGCACCGCAGAAAACCAGAUCAUUUCUCCCCCAGGCGUGGAGUGACUUGCUGGGUGGUCUUAGGGAGCUUUGGCCAACCUGCCACUGUUGGAGCUGUGGAUUCUGAAGACCAAUAAGCGCCAAGCUGUGGGUUAAAAUCAGUGCUCACCCUGGAUUUGGAAUCAAAAUAAAAGGGUCCUUUGAUUAAACUGAACAUAGAGUGACAAUGGAAAGUGGAUUUCUCUUCCUCAGAAAGGUGAUGGAGGCAGCAAAGAUGGGCAGCUAGCCUUCUGCUGGACCCAAAGUCCACCCUGGCCAUAGUGCAGUAGAAGAGAGGGCAAGUCCAGGAUGUGAAGUCCCAGAGGUAACCUUGGAAACAGCUUCUCACCUAUUUCCCUGCAACAAACUCUGGGUUUAUAAUCUGUUAUUGUCAGCCUACUUGUAGACUGGGUUUGUGAAAUUUACUGAACAGUCAACUUCUUGUGGUUGUUUAUUUGCAAACCAUAGGAAAAGAGAGAAACUCUGCCCACUAAGACUGGAUAAGUGGAAAUGGCAGACAGGCACAGCUGGAGCCGAAGAGUGUGCCUGGAGUGCAGGGGUCACCAUGACGCGUGCUGGCUGCACCCCUGGGGACUAGCACAUACUUGCCUGUGGGGUAGAAGGAAGUACAGGGCCCAGGGCUACACAGUACAGCCUUAAACAGGUGGCUGGUGAACCUGCCAUUGGUCAUCACCGCAGAUCUGCUGAGUUAUCACGCUGGGCUCUGGCUCCCCAGGAACCCAGCUGUAUGGGCAUAUGUUAAUUAAAACAUAUCUGCAUUAGAAUCUGUUCUGACCAGAAUAUAAACACAGUAUAAUCAGAUUGUUAACAACCCUGUGCUUGAAGUCCUCCAGAGACUCAGCAAGCAGUUCUGCUCAAAGGGGCCCCUGCCUUUCUGCUCCUGUCUUUCUACAGGAAAUCUGCCUUCUCCUUGAGGGAUUCUGUCAUGGGAAUGUGUGCGUCCUUGGAUAAAUCUGGCUUGGUGACGGUAGUGUGUUUUCUCCAGAGACACUGCCACUUCCUCCCUGCUCCUUUUCAAAUGAGGAAUUGGGCAGAGGGACCCUCGAAGUGACUGCAGUGGAAAUGGGGUCCUAGAGAGCAGAACUUCUGGCAGUGCAUCAUCGGCCUUAGAAGUACCAAGUCCUUACUUGUGCUGCUACCGGUGAACUUCUAGAAAAUUCUGGGGGCUACCUACGUAGCUCCAUGGAGCUCCAGUGCCUUGCUAAGAAAAGCAGCCAGGCACAGCUAUGUGACAUCAUGCAUUGGGGUGCAGAAGGAUCUCCUGGAGACCAGGAAAAGGCAGCCGUUGGCAGAGCUGCUCUGUGCUGUCAGAAACAUUGUGAGUCUGUACCAAGAGCAGCUGUGGUGGAAAGGUCUAGACCUCACCCUUCCCCAGAAGCCCCUUCCUCCUCCCAGCGGGACAGCGCUACUCUGCCAGCCUUCUUCCCAGAAGGACCUCCUAGCAACAGCCACAUGACAUUAGAACGGAAAGUCUGCCAGUGCUGCAGCCAGGAGGUAGAAACUUCUUUCAUCUAUGUGGACGAGAAUGUCAACUUGGAGCAGCGAGCCCGGAGGUCCCCCUCAGCAAAAGGGAGCAAUUGCCCUGGAGACCUUGACUGGGGAAAUCCAAGUGACUGGUCCCACGAGGCUGCCAUAUCCUUGAUAUCUGAAGAUGAAGAUGAUACAAGUACAGAAAGCACCUCUUCAGGGAAGUCGGUGGACUACGGUUUCAUCAGUGCCAUCUUGUUCUUAGUCACUGGCAUCUUGCUGGUGAUCAUUUCUUACAUCAUCCCAAGGGAGGUAACUGUGGAUCCCAGCACGGUGGCAGCCCGGGAGAUGGAACGCCUGGAGAGGGAAAGUGCACGGUUGGGGGCUCAUUUGGACCGCUGUGUGAUUGCUGGGCUCUGCCUCCUCACUCUUGGGGGCGUUGUUCUGUCCUGUUUGCUAAUGAUGUCUAUGUGGAAGGGAGAGCUUUAUCAGCGAAGCAGAUUUGCCUCUUCCAAAGAGUCUGCAAAACUCUAUGGUUCUUUCAACUUCAGGAUGAAAACCAGCACUAAUGAAAACAUCCUGGAACUGUCCUUGGUAGAAGAAGAUGUUCUUGCUGUACAGACUUAACUCUGACUGAACUUAAUGAGAAUUUGCCUUGGCAUUUUAUAUGAAAACAUGUUUUCUUAAAAUUAAUAAUGACUUAGGGCUGGGAAUUUAGCUCAGUGGCCUAAGCGCCUGCCUGGCAAGCCUGAGGUCAUGAGUUCAAUCCCCUGUACCACACAAAAAAAAAUAAUAAUGAUGACUUAUUUGCCAAGCAAGAAUAAUUUAUUUCACAAACUAACAAGCAGCAAGUGUUUUGUUCUCCUGAGUUUCUUCUAUUUAGAAGAAAAGUCCUUUAAAAUGCAUUAUAAACCACAACCAGCCACGCCUAGCUUUCUGAGAGCUGUAAACAAUUAGUCUGUAGUGGGCAUAAGUGUCUAUUUGUGUAACAAAAUAAUUCUAAUGACCCAAUGUACAAACAACUUCUUCUACAAAAAUACAGUACACUAUUCCUUGGGUAUGCAGAAGUUGUAUAUAUAAUGGGAUUGAUUGGCAAUCUAUUUUGUGAAAAAUAAGACUAGUCACAUAGUAUACAUUGAAUUCUCAGGUGCUUAUUCAUUUUCUUGCUGGAUUUUUCAUGACAUAAUUUGACUAAAUACUAAAAUACAGAUGUGUAGGUGUGGCUAUUUUGAAGCUUGAGAAUGUUGGUUAUUUUUUUUAAAAACUAUAAAAAUAUAUUUAAAUUAUUCCUGUAUUCAGAAAUGGCAACUAUGUCAUUAAACGUUCUAUUAAAAGGAAACUAUAUGAAUCAUCUAAGAACAGUGUGAAAUAAAGCCCCAAUGUUAGUGCCAGAUAUUUGCCAGUGUCCCAUGUACUUUUUCUGAGUAAAGUAAAAGUAAUUGCUGAUAUAAAAUCCAUUUCUGUUUGUGGUUUUGUCAUCCUGGUUAUCUGUGCUCUUGAAGUCUUUGCCAUUUCUCACACCAGAGGGGCAAAGCUUGAGACUUUUUAAAACACACCUUCAGACAUCUGACCAUUGAGACAAGUCUGAGUCAUAUGUGGCUGUGGCGUGCUCCCGUGUGGUGUUUCAUUGUGGCUGCGUGGCGAAAAUCCGUAGCUUGCAGCUAACCUUUGGGACCUUGCCUGGCAGGUUGUGUCACUUGCAACAGCCAUUUCCACAGGAGUCUAUUACCUCAGCCAAAAUAUUGCAGUUUGAAGAGAAAGACCAAAUGUCCAUUCAGUGUCAAUAAUAUCCACCAUCAGUGUGCCUCUCAGAACGGUCCAGGCACCCUUUUCACCUCCUUACGUUUCAGCUGCUCAGUAACUGUGCGUUUGCCUCAUAAAAUGCAGUUUCUUGGUCUAGGAGGCAUGAAAUGGGCAUUGUGAUCACAUACCCAGCAUCCACACUGGCAUUGCUACAGUAUGGUGGCACUUGCUCAGUAAGACAUGGGGGAAUGCAGCCUCAGAGAUGCCUUGCAGUGUGGGACUAUUCCUGAGGAGUUCCCAGCCUCACGCACGCUCUGGGAGUUGUCACUUUAAUCAUGUGUCUGAAUUUGUUCAGUCAGUGAACACUGUGGAACAUGUGGAUGAUGCUGGUUAGCAGUGUGGGAGUCAGGAUAUUAUGUUAAUCAGCACUUGUAGGUGUCAAAUCCAUUUGAUGAAUAGGGUACCCGUGUGUUACUAGGAGUCUAGCUAAAGUGCAAAAAGAGUGGAUGGGGGGCAGAUAUGUGAAGGAAGCAUGGGAAAUCAUGAAUUUUGUUUUCUAUAGCUGGCUCACUGUGCUUUUUAGAUAUACUUUGUGUUUGACUCUGAUUCUCAUGCCAUAUUUUCAGUUAUAUAAAUUUUAUGUCCUUAAGGUUUAUAAAUUGUCCAGAUAGAGAAUUUUUAUGCCUAUAUCGUGUACUCUGAGUAUCUACUUUGAAGAUUACAAUACACAGUGUAUUAACUAUUGUUAUUCUAUUUUGUUUUGAAUAUUUUUUCCAUAAAAUAAAAAAAAAGCAGACACUAAAAAAGUAAAAGAUUGAACCAGGUGUGGUGGCAUACUUCUGUAAUACUCAGGAGGCUGAGGCAGGAAGAUUGUUGCAAGUUGAAGACUAGGCUGAGCUACAAAACAAAACAAAACAUUGUCUAGUUCUAGCCUGCAUGGGUAGCUACUUUGGAUGAGGCCGAGGCAGAAAACAAAUAAUCUGCCUGAAUAUGCAACCAGGUCUUAUCUGGGAUAAGAAAAAAAGCUAGAAAUGACAUCAUAAAAUCUAUGUGUUUAUUCAUAUAGCCCAAAUGAGACUAACUGUGUUUUGUUUCCAUUUAGCAAUGAAGCAGGAUUCAUUAGCCAAAUGGAAGACUAAACUGAAUUAAUAUAUGGCCAGUUGUCGUUUGAUGACACAGGGUGAAAGUCUUCAGUUCUGUAAUAUUGAUGACAAGGGAGAAAAGCCAGCACUUUUCAUCUGGAAGUGUUUAAUGAAUCUUGCUACCAAAUAUGUAGAAAAACUAUUUAGGAAAAUAUAUACCUAUUCAAGUGGGAGUGGGGAGCUAUUUCUUUCAGAGAACUGUGUAAAAGUUUCCUUAAGAUUUAAAAUUGAAAGUUCAGAGUUAGCAAGUUAUUUCUAUAACACUAUAAAGUCUGCUAAAAUAUACAGCACAGUUCUUUUAAAUUUAACUUUUAUGACCACGCACCAUUCUAGUAACAGGGGUCAUCAGAAAAAUCAUCCAGAUGACUCCUUGAGGCUUUUUGACAUAAUUCAGAUAAUUCUCUUAACUAGCUUCCCCCUCUAUAUUUAGUAGUUUGAGUAGUACACUAUCUUGUCAGUGCCGGAAUUAAAGAUUGAUGGUUACUUGAUUUUGAAAAUAAGGGUAACCCAGGCCAAAAACACCUGUAAUUUUAUCCACCAUUGUCUCCAAUCUGAUACAGAGUGUUUUGAUGCUAGAAUUACUUUGGCCAGAACAGGUGAAAACUGUUGCAGACAUUGCAGAGUCAGGUCUAGGAAUCUUCAUAGAGAUUUGUGUUCUUACAUCUGUUGUUAUCUGUAGAAGAUUUUAUUACUAGACCCGGAAAAGCAGAUGUUUCAGAAGUCCCAUGCCUUAAACUUGUUCACUGUUUUCAAAAAUCUCAUUUCAGUGUUUCCUCCUAGUGUAGAUGGGAAGACAGCUAAUCCUUCAGCUACAUGAGGACCGGAAAGUAACAUGCCUUUCUGUGCUGUUGAGUUCUACAUGCUACUAGUGGACAAUUCAAGCUUCCUAACGUCUUUACAGAACUACCUAUUUAGGACACCUUUAACUGUGGUAGAAUCUGCAGUUUUCUUUGCAGUGCUAUGGGUUCUUGCCAGCUCUUGGAAGCUCUUGAAGCAGACCAUACAAUGUGAUGUAUUGCCCUUUCAUAUGAAGAAUGUCCUCUCUAUAGGUUUCCCAUUGCUGAGCUUUAUUUGUGGUUUAUAAGAAUAUAAAUGGGCUGCUUGAAGUGGGCAGUUCUUGGUGGCUGUGGGUGGUGGACCUUGAUUUUGUGUUAGCUAGAUUCUUACAUUGAUAAGCUUUACUCUCUGCUUAAAAUAUCUUGAGUUUAUCCCCACCUAUUUACCUGUUUUGGAGACCCAGUUCAACCAGUGCUGGGAUAUAUCCUUUGAGGUGCAAAUUUAGACAAAGAAACUACCUAUCAGAAUCAUUUGUGUAUAACCUUUAAACCCCAUAGUAAGGUCAAAUGAGUGAAUGAACAGUAUGCCAAUGGCAUAUGCUGGUUGUCAGUGUCUAGAAGCAGAUGGAAAUGACAGCAUGAAGGAUUUUGUGGACAAGUUUUGGAAGCCAAACACUACCACUUCUGUAGCAGUAUAGUCAUUAAAAUAGUCCCUAAAUCCAGCUGACAGUCUAGGAGUGGACUAGGUGCUAUUGUUGAAGGAAAGAAGGUUAUAAAAGGGUCUACAUCUAAAUUAAAACCUUCAUACUCACUAUUUCUAAAUUAUUUUCAGUGUUAUUAAUGGAGUACUUUUUAUGUACUUAAGUUUUUAACAUUUCUAUCUUUAAUGAACAUUAAUUACAUAUUUGAUUUAGGAUGUCCUAACAACAAUGUUGAAUUUGAUCUUUUAGAACUCAAGGAUGACUUUGGCCUUUUAGAGAAAAACUGGGUUCUCGCAUUCCAAUGUGGGGCCAUGAGUAAUUCACUGACCUGAAGGAAAAGCUCUGCUUUAAAGACAAGGUGUGUGAUGUGAUUUGGGGGAAACUCAUACCUUCAGACUUUUCCUCUCUUUUUCUACAAAAAUCUACCCAAAGUCUCAAUUGGAACACUCGUAAGUAUCUAGUGUGGCAGAGUAUCAUAUCAUCCUAGUUAAUAAGUAACUUACUAGAUUUGCUACAUUGAUGAUGAAAUUAGUUACUGAUACAAGUCAACACUACAGAGGAAGUGUAACGCGUCAGGCUUCAGUUUUCACAUCUACUCAUUUAAUCCCACAACAGUCUUGUUAGGUAGAUGGAUGUAUCUAUGAUCCUAAUGAAUGAGCAAAGUUAGAGUUACUAUAAAAUGUUUUAAUUUGCCAGGUCACACUGUUCAUAAGUAGCAGAGCUGGAAUCUGAACUUAGAAUGCUUGACUAGACUUUUAAGGAACUGUUAAGUCAAGUGGCUGAAGUUCCCCACUUAGGUCUGGUUGAAAUCCACACUCUUCAUCGGUAAAAGACUGUUAACUUCUGUGGUUUUUUCCUGAACAGCCUGCCCUUUCUUCUGCUGGGGCUCUUUAGUGAUGAUAACUCAGGUUAUCAUUGAUAGCUCCUUUUUUAAAAAAUGGCUAUAGCACUUAAAAUCUGCAGUCUACAAUUCAGUCACAACAGGAUGUUUUCUAUUAAUCACUGAUUUGUGUAUUCGUCUUUUUAAAAUUUUCCAACUAGACUUUAAAUGCAGGGCAUGUAAGGACAUAUUUUUUUUUAGAUUUUCACACUACCUAGACCAAUACUAACUCACACUAGCCACAUGGUGACAGUUCAUGAUGUGCAUAAAUAGGAACAUGAUCCUUCGAAACACAUGUCAGUUUGUCUCAAUGCUACCAGUCUGUAAUCCUGGUUUUAAAUGUAAGAAAAUAAGCAAAAGGGGGAAAGUCACAUGUGGAAAUUUAGAAAACACGACCCUAAGGAAAACAUAAAACAACUAUGAAUUCUGCAUGGAAAGCCAAAGACUAACUCAGGACUUAUUAAAAAAAUAUUAACUAGUUUACCAUAGUUAAUAUAUACAAAUACUCUAACAAGGAAUCAAAAGAAACAUAUUACAAUGUUAAACUGGUGUGAUUUUUAAACAUUAAAUUGGGUGCUUAUUUUUUCCUUUUUUGAGAAAUAAUUCACAUUAUUAUGUAAGAUGUUAUCCUAUACAUUCAGUCAGAAAAUCAGUUAACAUGUUUCUUUAUGAAACAUAUUUUAAAGGAAUGUAUCUAAAAUCUUUAAAAUAUCUCUUCUCCCAGGUAUCCUACUUCAAGAUUAUUUAGAAUUGAAAUAUUCUAAGAGAUGGGUAAGAAUUGACCUACAAACAUUAUUGCGUUAACUAAAAGAAAAAAACUAUAAACAACUUCACAGCUCAAGGAAGGGGAAAGGGGAUGCUCAACCCAUGGAGUGGAUUGCAGUAAAACCACUAAAUCUAAUUUUCAAGUAUUUUUAAAGACAAGAAAAAUGCUCAUAUAAUAACAUGCAGUGAAAAAGUGAUACAGCUUUUGCUCAAAUAUAUCUUCUAAUUACAAACUGAUUUAUGUAUGCAUAAGAGAAAACAAACCUUAAAAUGUAAAUAAUGUUAUAUCUAGAGUGAAGUUUUGUUAGUUUUUUGUUGUAUUUUUAAAUUUGCCUUUUUGAAAUUUGCUUUAAAAUUUUUCUUGACAGCAUCAUUUUCUAUUUAUUUAUUUAUUUAUUUUUGGUUUGUCUUUUGUUUAUAAACAAAGCAAAAGAAAUGAUACAAAAUUUCAAAAAAUACAUAAACACUAGUUAAUAUAUUGCAUAUUGUUAUCUUAGAAGUAGUUGUUCAGGUUACAAGAUUUCAGCAUGAAAAAAAAUAAUAGGAGCAUAAACUUACGUUUGAUGAAUUUACAGAGAUUAGUAGUAUAUUUAUGUAUCUUGUACAGAUACAUACAUAUCUAUAUAUAUAUAUACACACAUACAUGCUUGCACACAUAUAUCUGUAUGCCUAUAGACAUAUAAUCUUUUCCCUUCUUGUUCUCCUUUCCACUGUCCCAGUUGCUCUUUCCUUUUGAUCACUUUCUUCACCUUUCAUUUUCACAAGAUCUACUGUACAUUUUGAAUCUUUUUACUCUUAUAAUGACUUUUUUAUACUAGGGAGACAGUACAGUAUUUACACAUAUGAGUUAGAUUUAUGUCACUUGUGAGUAUGGUCUCAAGUUGUAUCCAUUUAUAUAUAAAAGCUUAAAGUUUAUCCAUCUUUAUAGCUGAGUAAUAUCCCAUUGUAUAAAAAUGCCACAUCUUUUUUAUCCAUUCCUUGGUUGAUGACAUUUGGGUUGUUUCCAAAAUGAAGCUAUUACAAAUUGUGCUGCACGUAAACCAUGUAAACAUGGGUGCACAUAUAUCAUUGUGCAUGAUGUUUUAAAUUCUUCUGAGAAAAUACACAGAAAGGCAAUGACUGGAUUGAAUGGGACUUCUAAUCCUAGUUUUUUGAAGAGUCUCCACACUGAUUUCCACAGUAGUUGUACCAGUCUACAUCCUCAUCAACAUUUAUAAUUGGUUGAUUUCUUGAUGGCAACCAUUUUUUUUGAGUGAGAUAAAAUCGCAAUAUUGUUUUAACUUGCAUUUUGCUAAUGACCAGUGAAGUUGAACAUUUCCUCCUGUAUUUAUUUGCCAUUUAUAUUCCUUUAUCUGAGAAGUGCAUGUUCUUCUCAGGUGCCCAUUUUUGGGUUGGGUCCUUGAAUCUGGGGUGCCUGAUGUUUUUCAAUUUUUUAUAUGUUAUACAUAUAAGUCCUUUGUCUUAGGGAUACUUGGCUAAAUUUUUUUUGCAAGUUUUCUUUUCAUUUUGUUGAUUUCUUUUGAAGUGCAAAACUUUUUAAUAUGAUAAGACACCAGUUCAUAGUUUGAAGUACUUCCUGUAUGGCUUGCAUUUUAUUCAUGAACUCUUUGCCUAUCUGUAUGUCUUCAAGAUUUCUUUUUUUUUUUUUCAAGAUUUCUACCUACCUUGACUUCCAGCAGAUUUAAUGUUUCUAUUUAAUAUUUAGAUCUUUGAUCCAUUUGACUUUAGUGCAUGGUGAUAGACACGGGGCUAGUUUUGGUCUUCAGCAUGUAGAAAGCCAGUUUCUACAGUACCAUUUACUAAAGAGGUUAUCUUUCUUCCAGUGAAUAUGUUUGGCCCAUUGUCAGAGAUAAGGUGGCUGAGUGUCUUUGUAGUUGUAUCUGCAUCUUCUAAUCUGUUCUAUUCAUCCUCAGAUCUGUUUUUUUCCAGUACCGUGCUGAUUUUGCUUGGAGCUUUGUAGUAUAAUUUCAAGUCAAGGAUUGUAAUACCUCCUACUUUGCCUUGGUUGCCCAGGAUUGCCUUUCCUUUUCUAGGUCUCUUUGGUUUCCAAAUAAAUGUUAGGAAAGUUUUCUUUAGAUCUGUGAAUUAUGUUAAUGGUAAUUUGAUCAGGCAUUAAUCUGUAUAGCAAUUUUGGAAGUAUGGCCAUUUUCACUGUGUUGGUUUUUCCUAUGCAAAAGCAAAGGAUAUCUUUCCAUUUUCGAAUAUCUUCUUCAAUCUUCUUUUUUAGAGUAUUAUAGUUUUCAAUGUAAAGAUCUUUUACAUCUUUUUUUAGGUUCCUAAAUAUUUCAUUUUUUUUUGAUGCUACUGUGAAAGCUGUUAUUUCCAUAAUUUCUAUCUCAGUGAAUGUGUUGUUUGUGUACAGGAAUGCUAUUGAUGUUUUAGAAUUGGCUUUGUAUCCAGCUACACUACUGAAUCUGCUUAUUAACUCUGUCUUUUCAUGGGAGUUUUGGGGGGCCUCUAUGUAAAGUAUCAUCAUCUGAAAAUGAUAAUUUAAACUUCUUCAUUUCCUAUCUUUACUCCUUUUAUUUUUUUCUCUUAUCUAAUUGCUCUGGUUAACAUUUCCAAAACUAUAUUGAAUAGGAGGGUGUUAGCAGACAUAGUUGCCUUGUUCCUGAAUUUAGAGUGAAAGGUUUCAGUUUUUGUUCUUUUAGUAUGUUAGCUGUUUGUUUGUCAUAGAUGGCUUUUUAUCAAAUUGAGGUAUAGAACAUCUAUUCCAAUUUUUAUCAGAAGCUUUUUCUCUAUCUAUGGAGAUGAUCACAUGAUUUUUGUCUAGCUCUAUUGAUAUGGUAUAUUACAUUUAUUAAUUAGCAUAUGUUGACCCACCCUUGAAUUCAUUCAUGGGAUGAUUGCUGCUUGGUCCUAGUGUAUAAUCUUUUUUUUUUUUUUUUUUUUUUUUUUUUUUUUUUUUUCCAUUUUUACCGGUACCGGGGAUCAAACUCACGACUGCCUGCUUGCAAGGCAGGUACUUAUGCCGCUGAGCUAAAUCCCCAGCCACCUAGUGUAUAAUCUUGAUAGUUCGUUGCAUUCUGUUUGCAAGUAUUUUAUUGAGAAUUUUUGCAUCAGUGUUCAUUAAGAGAUUGGCUUAUAGUUCUCCUUUUUGGUUGCAUUUUUCUCUGGUUUUGGUAUCAGGUUAAUCCUUGCCUUCAAAAAUGAGUUAGAGAGAACUGCUUAGCUUUCAGUUUCAUUAAAGAGUUUUGAAGAGUUUUGGUGUUAAAUCUUCUCUAAAUUUCUUAUAGAAUUCAGCCAUGAACCCAUCAGGACCUGGGCUUUUCUUUUUUGGUAAGUUUUGAAUUAAGUUUUCAAUUUCAGUAACUAAUAUUGGGUUAUUUAAAUUUUUUUAUGUCUUCCUGAUUCAGCUUUGGUGAUUCAUGCAUUUCUAGGAAUCUGUGCAUUUCCUCUGUGUUUUCCAGUCUAUGCUGGAAAGUAGGGUAGGUGUUGAUAAUCUGAGUUCAAUGUAGGUGUUGAUGAUCUGAAUUUCCACAGGAGCUGUAGUAAUUUCAGCCUUUUCAUUCCUCAUUACAUGAAAUUUUAUUCUUCUUUCUUUUUUUAUAAGAUUGGCAAGGAGUUUAUCAAUUUUGUUUAUUUGUUCAAAGAACAAACUCUUCAAUUGGUUAUUUUUUUUGCUUGGUCUCAAUUGUGUUAAUUUUUGCUCUGAUCUUUAUCAUUUCUUCCCUUGUAUAAGCUUUGGUCUUGACUUGCUCUUUUUCUAGAAGAUUGAGGUACAGCAGUAGGUUGUUUACUUGUGCUCAUUCUGUUUUCCUGAUGGGAGAAUUCAGUGCUGUAUAUUUUCCUGGUAGGACCACUUUCAUUGCAUCCCACAGGUUCCAUUAUGUUGUAUCUAUCUUGUCAUUGAAUUUUAGAUAUUGUUUAAUUUCUUCUUUAAUUUAAUCUGUAGCCCAUUGCUUGUUCAUGAGGGUGUCCCUUAAAUUUCCAUGUGUUUAUGUAGGUUUUGCAGUUUAUUUUGCCAUUAAUUUCCAAUUUCAAUGCACCAUAGUCAGAUAAUAUGCAUGGGAUAAUUUCAGUUCCUUUGCAUUUAUUUAAGCAUGUUCUAUGGGCUAGUAUAUGGUUUAUUUUAGAGAAUUUCCCACGUGCAGCUGAGACGAAUGUGUACUCUGAUGUUGUUGGGCGGAACACCUGUUAACAUUUAGUAAUCCAUUCGUACCAGCUUUUGUUCACAGGUUUGAUUCAGUUCUGUUAUUUCUUUGCUGACUUUUUAUCUAGUUGAUCUGUCUCUUUGGACAAUGGAGUAUUGAAUUCUAUUACAACUGUGUUAUUCCAUAUGUGAUUUUUCAUGACUAUUAAUAUUUGUCUUAUAUAGUUGGGUGUUCUCAUAGUUGGUACAUAUUUAUUUAUGAUUUUUAUCUCCCUCUUGAAUUUUUCCCCUAACAAGUAUAUAGUGACCUUAUCUCUUUUGAUCAUUUUUGGUUUAAAGUUUAUAUUAUCUGCAAACAUAAGAGCUAUUCCUGUUUUUUUCUGGGUUCCUAUCACAUGGAAUUAUGUUUUUCAUCCCUUGACUUUCCUUGUUUAACUGCCUGCCCUGCCUAGUGAUUUCCUUUUUUUGUUGUUCUGGGAAUUGUGGUCAUUUUUAUCUCUAAUAUGUCUGUCAGUGCACUUUCUAGAGUUGGUUUGGUGGACAUAAAUUUCUUCAGUUGUUCUUUGUUAUAGAAGUAUCUUAUUUCUCCAUUAAAUUUGAAAGAAAGUUUUGUAGGGUACAUCAAUCUGAGUUGAAAGCUGUUUUCUUCAGGGCUUAUAAUACUUUACUCCAAGCUCAUCUUGACUUGAUGAUUUGUGUUGAGAAGUCAGCCGUGAUUCUAAUGGGCUUUCCUUGAUAAGUGAGCUUUUUGUUUUCUUGUAGGCUAAAUUUCUAAGAUCUUGAUUAUUGUAUGUCUGAGUGUAGAUUUAUUUUGGUUAUAGCUGUUUGGAGUUGUAUAUGCCUCACUUAUCUGUAUAUCACAAUCUUUUCCCAUGCCUGGAGAUUUUCUAUUAUUACUUCUGCAAAUAUGUCAUCUGCAUUGACUCCUGCAUUUUCAUUGACACCUAUCAGCUUAUAUUGUUUUCUUUGCAUCAUCUUGGAGCUGGUGAAUUAUUAUUUCUCUUAUUUUUUUAGGAGUUCUUUCCUUUUAUGAUUGCUAACUCUGAUCAUGUCUUUAAGGUCUGAAAGUCUAUCUUCAGUUCCAUUCAAGUGGUUUUACCAGCUUUCAUGGAAUUUUUAAUUUCCUGGAUAUCUCUGAAUUUGUUUCAUGCAUUCUAUUUCUUUCUUAUAUUUAUGCAAGGUUUCCAUCAUUUUCUUUAUUCUGUAUUUUUAAUCUAUAUCUUCUCUAGCUAUGCUGAGCAGUUCCUUUAGUAAGACAGUCAUUUCUUUCUUUAUCUGAGAUUAUUUCUAAUCUGAUUCCCUCUGUAGCCUCAUGGAUUUGUUUCUUUAUUUCACUUGUUAUCUUUUCAGAAAUUUCAGAUGUAUGACCACCAGUGACCUCUAUUUUGAUGUCUCCUGUACUUGUACUUGUUUCAGAUGGGCUGGGUACUUGAAAUUGCCUUUUGGCUUUUUAUCAUUUUUGGGGGUUAGUAUUUUGUUCUUUUCAAUCCCCCUAGUCUCAACUAUCUGUCAUGUAUGUCCUGUUAGGUGGCUGUUAUUCACCCAGUUACUGUGUCCUACAGUAUAGGAAAGGGGACAGUCACCUGAAUUCCUCCUGCAGGGCCAGUUGGGUGAGUCCUAUAUUCUUGGCACUAAUCUAGGAGCAUUGAUGUGAACCAGCCCUUAGCAUAUAUUGUUAUUGUGGCUUCCAAAUGUUCCAGGCCACCAGACCCACCUAUCCAUACAGGACCCUACUAUGUCACUGGAGAUUUCACAGGCCCAGUCAAGUUUCUCUGGGUGGGAAGAGGCUUCACUGGCACUCUCACUAGCCCACUUGGGGUUCUCUUAUGGAAGAAGGACUCACCCAUACUCUCACUGGCUUGUCAAGGUCCUCUGGGUGGGGGAAGGGUUCACUGAGGCUCCUGUUGACCCACUGAGGUCCUUUGCUUUGGGAGAUGACUCACUAUGCUCUCACUGGCCUGAUGAGGUCCUCUGAGUGGGGGAGAGUUGGCCAAGGCUCCCACCAGCCCACCAAGGUACUGCAAAUGGUAGGAGGGGUCAUUGAUGAUCCCCUCAGCUGCUGAGGUCCUCCAGAAGUGGAAGAGAGUUGGCUGGUGAUCCCAUUGGCUGGUGAGUUAUCUGGGUGCAGGGGAGGGGUGGCUUGUGCUUUGAAUUUUUAACAAACACUUAAAUAAUUCAGUGUGUCCAAUCGUAAUUCAAGGAGUUUGUAAAUUUUAGCUCAUUUUUAAUUUAAGCUUCAUAAGAACACAGUGAAGUAAGUGCUGCUGUGUCAUGUCCUUUCUAUGGACAAUGAAAGUGAAGCACAAAGAGGUUACAAUUGUUUGCCACUGAACUACAAUAUUAAAAAAACCUUCAAAGCCAAAAACAAAAACAAAAUAAAAAAUUUAAAUGGAAAGUAACAAAUUAUGAAUUAAUUAUUUUGAACUCUCUGUUCUAAUGUAAGAAUAAAAAGUAACAUGAAGAGUUCAGGUAUGCACUAGGAAAGUGAUUCUGUUACCCAGGGCAGUUACCAUGGAAUGUGUUACAUAGGAAGACACAGGAACCCAACUGGAGGGCAUCAGUGUGAGACUAGUUCCCCCCUGCAUUGAGGAAGGUGCUCUCAUGAUUCCUACAGGGUCAGUGGGUCAGUUGUUAAUGGAAGUAAAAUGGAUAUGGAUGACCUGUGUGCUCACUAAUUGCAUUUAUACUUUCUCCCUUUAAAGGAGUUACAAAGGUGAGACUGCUUCCUGUAAAUAUGAUAACUUAGAUGUUUUUGGCCUACAAUUUAGAACAGUGAAUGAUAAUCUAAAUUUUUCCAAGAAGAGUCUGCUUACUUCUCCGAGAGCAGCAAAAAAUGUACAGACUGAUUCAAAAGCAUAUUCUCCAUUGUUUUCUAUCAAUUUAGAAAUAGGGAGGGUCUGGAAGGAGUGAAUAUGGGAGACAUAAGUUGACCCCGGAGGAGGUCAACAGCUUGAGGGUAAACAGUAGACCAGGCUGGCAACGUUUGCCCAGGAAAAGCCCACAAUUAUUAUAAACUGCAAAAGCUGUGGGGUUUACUCCUUCUGCAUAGUAGGCUAUCAUUGGAGAAAUCCAGUGCAGUGCCCAUCAUAUUGUAGAGGGUUUGAUCAGGUGCUCUUUUCACAAGGGUUUUAUGAAGACUGAGCCAUGGAACAACCACAGAGCAACUUCAUUUCGGGGCACCCAGUGUCAGCCUACCACAGUGACUGGAUAGGAUGUGGCCCUAAGAGACAUUUGAAGAGGUGUGCAGGCUAGGUCUAGACCCCCUGAAAAGUCUAAGCCCAACCUUGGAAGGAGCUGGGGGCCCUGCCUUCCAUGGAGAGAAGCCAGAUCCAUAAUAUGUGGCUUUCAGAGGAGGCUGGGUCUGGAGAUGCUGGCAUUCAGUGCAGCAGUCUUCUUGAACCUCUGCUACACAACUGACAGCCAGCACUGAGCUCAGUGGUCUGGUUGCUUUUGCAGUCCACUAACAUGACCAGUGACAUUGGAUAAUUACCUAGCCUGUCAUGUAAAACACAGGCUGCUAGAGCAAGGGAGCCACCUCUUAAACCCAUGGGCUGUAAAGCUACAUGGAGAAAGCAUGACUUAGGAUGCACAGAAGGACACAGAAAUUGGGAGCUGCCAGAAUGACUACAACCUUAAAGCAGACACCAUUGAUCACCCACAUCCAGUGGGAAGGGUAGAACAGGAUUCAACAUGUGAGUGUGGAAAAAAACAGUUUUACAAAUGACUCAUCUCCCCCAUAUCUGCUGGAUUCCAACCUUGCAGACUAACCCUGGGAAGAAACCGCUCAUUCAGAAACGUGGAGGAGAGUUUUUUCACUCAUUUUCUUUUUUCCCUUCUACAGUGAUAUUUUUCUUUUCUUUUUCUUAACUUUAAAUUUUUUCUUAUUUUAAAAAUGUUGUUCUUUUUCCUUGUUUUUUUUUUCUGUUACUUUUAUCUAAUUCUACUAAUUUCCUUUUAAUCCUUGACAAAUUUUUAUUUCACUUUUCUCUCUUUCCUAUCUUCUAUUGUUUAAUUUUUAAAAUUUUGCUUCUCUCAUUCUCUUGUUUCCUGCACCUUCUCUCUUUACUAGGAUAGCCAUUAAACUUUACUAAUCUUUAGAUAAUUCUGUUGACUUCUAUUGUUAGGAGAAGUAUAGUGAUUGUAUUUAGUAGAUAUUAUAUGUCAAUAUUUGGUUCGUCUUAGUGUUUAUAUAUAAUUAUAUAUCUCUUUUCCAUGUUUAAGUAUGGUACAUUAUUGGUUCUUGUGGUAUAUCAAUAUCCAGUGUGUCCUUGAUGCUAUUAUUGUUACUGAUUUUGUUUCUAUUAACAUAGUUGGUGUUAGUAAUUUGUUUUUCUAUGCAUACUAAUAGGAUUGCUUUUGUUUUGCCUCAGUCCAUUCCUGGAGAACUGGAUGCUGGACCAAUUACACUGUAUCUUCCCCUCCUAAAUUAACAGAGGGAGCUGGAUCUUGGAACAGAGGCAAAGGCCUAUAGUUAUCUAUGCCCAUAGUGCAUAACUGAAAAGCACAAUAAAGAGACCACUAUAUGAGCAAAAUGUCUUUCACAUGCACAAACAAGACAAUAAAACUUGAGGAAACAGCGCAACAAAGUGUCUCAAAAAACUCCCGCAAAGCUGAUUCAUAAAGCAUUAAGAGGAAGAAAAUCAAAGUCAACAUAACUGAGUUAUUCUACCUGAUAAAAGGGGAGAAAAAAUCAGCAAGGCACUUAGGAAGUUCAAGAAGAUAUAACUCAAUAGAUCAUGAGCUUAAAAUGAGUGAAUUUACAGAAGAUACUAAUAAAAGCUAGCUGAGCUAAAUAAAAUGACAUAAAACAUGAAUAACCAGGUUCGCAAAAAAUCAACAUCCAUAAAAUGAUACCAAACAGAAAUUGAGGAGAGUAAAAUUUCUAUUGAGAGUGUGAGCAAAUGAAUUUACCAAUGUGAGGACAGAGAGUUAGAACUAUACUUUAAAAUAAUAAAAGUACAUGACAAAUGGAUCCAACAGCUCCUUAGAUGGUGCAAAUAAGACUUGAAAUCAGUAAAAAAUCAGAAGACAGCACAAAUGUCAUUAAAAAACUGUUUACAUAAAAGGUAUUAGAAAGCUUUCCAGAUGUGGGAAAAGAAUGUAACAUACAGACAACUGAGGCAUACGCAGUCUCAAACAGGCACAACCAGAAAAGAAUUUCUCCAUAACUCAUUGUAGCCAAAAUCCCAGAAAUGCAAGACUAAGUCACAAUUGUAAAAACAGAGAAAACCAAAAAAAAAUUUAUAUCAUUUAUGGAGAAUUAUAGGAAACUUCUCAGCAUAAAUCUUAACGGGUUGGAGAGCUGUGAUAACAAUGCCAAAACAUCCGAAUGGAUACAUCAGCCAAGGGGAGUAACGUGGAAGAAAAACAAAAAGGAAUUAGGAAAAGGGGCACAGUGUGAUGACAGGAGUAAGUCAGCACCUUUCAUUAGUAACUCUGUGAGUGAUUUCAGUUUCCCAAUCAAAAGACAAUUUUCAGAACGGAUCAAGAAAAAAAAUUCAUUUGUAUCCUGUAUACAUGAAACACAUUUAAACCAAAAAGAAAUUCAUAAAUUUAAAAUCAAAAGAUCAUAUUGGCUAAGGGAAUAAUUGAAUGGGAAGACAUAAUGAUUGUAAACAUAUAUGCACUUAACACUAGUAUACCCUACAUCAUAAAACUUAAUAUUCCUAGACACAAAUCAAGUAAACAUCACAGUUAUAGUGGGGAAUUCCAGUAAAAGAAAUAUCAAGAGUUGAAGUCCAAAACUAUGACUUAAUAGUCAUCUACAGUAUUCUGCUGAAAAAUAAAAUUUAUGUUCUUCUUGGAAGCAUGGGGAGCUUUACCCAAAAUAGACUACAUUUUAACCAAUAAGGAAUGCUUAAAUAAAUGAAAAAGUAUUAAAGUUAUUCUAUGCAUAUUAACAGAUCAUAGUACAAUAAAACUGGAAAUCAAUAGCAAAAGAAACUGCAGUAACUACAUAAGCACAUGGAAAUUAAUGCAUUCUUGAAUAUUCAGUGGGUCACAGAAAUCAAGGAAGACACUUUCUAAAAUUUAUACACUUUCUAAAAUCAAGCGAUAAUGCAAGUAUAAUGUACCACAACUCAAGGGACACAAUGAAAACAGUCCUAAAAGGAAAGUUUUGAUUCUGAGUACCCACAUCAUAAAAAUAAAGUGAGCCCAAAUAAAUAGCCUAAUGGUGCACCUCAUGAUUCUUGAAAAACAAGAACAAACCCAAAGCUAGAACAAAGAAGAAAUCACAAAAAUAGAGCAGAAAUUAGUGAAACUGGGACACCUCAAAAAAACUCCACAAGUCAAGGAAUUAAAGAGCCAAUUCUUCCAAAGAAUAAACAAAGCAGACAAACCCUUAGGUAAUCUAGCCAGAAAAAAGGAAAAGACCCAAAGCAGUGCCAUUAGUUAUGACAAAGUUAAAAUCAUAACAGACACUGCUGAAAUUCAGAAGAUUAGUAACUAAUUUGAACACCUAUACUGCAUAAAUUGAAUCAGAAGAAAUUGAUUUCUAGAUGCAUAUAAAUUAUGAAAACUGCACCAAAAAGAUAUAAAAACCUUUAAUAAUCCAAAAACAGGUAAUGAAAUUGAAGCAGGGGGUAAAAUAACUACCAACUACUAAGAAAAUCCCAGAGCUGAUAGAUUCAUUGCUGAAUUUUACAAGAACCCUAGGGAAGUUUUAAGGCCAAUACUCUUCAAACAUUUUAAUAACAUAAUAAAUUUGAAAGAGAAGACAUACUCCCAAAGUUUUUCCCAUAAGCUAGCAUUUCCCUGAUUCCAAAACCAAACAAAGAUCCGAGCAGAAAAGCUAACCAAAACAUAAUCUCUUUAAUUAAAAAAACCUCAAGAAGAUACUGGAAAACAGAUAUGUCAUUCAAAAGAUCAUGACCAAAUAGGCUGCAUGCCAGGGAUGCAUGGAUGGUUCAGUAUAUGCAAAUUAAUAAAUGUAACCCACAUAAAAGAAUAAAAAAACCACAUGAUUAUCUUAGUAUAUAUAGAAAAAGCUUUUGACAAAAUUCAACACUAUUCAUGACAAAACACCAAAUAGGUAUACAAGGACUCUGUUUCAAUCUGAUAAAAGCCAUUUAUGAAAAACCUAUUCUCAACAUCAUAUUAAAUGGAGAAGACCCAUGGCAUUCCCUAUCAAAUCAGAAACAAGACAGAUGUUCAUUUUCAUCACUUUUAUUGUGUAGUUUUCAAAACAUUAGAACAAUCAGACAAAAACAAAAUGAAUAAAAGAGAUACCUAAAGCCAAGGAAGAAGUGAAGUCAAAGCAUGAUAGUCUACUUGAAAUCCCCUCAAAAGUUUCAUGAAAAGACUCCUAAAAUUAACACCAAGUUCAGCAAGGUUAUCAGGAUACAAAACACAAAAAUUAGUAGCAUUCUUCUACAUUAAUAAUGAGCACACUGAGAUAUAUAAUAUCAUUUGCAGUAGCAUCAAAGAUAUGUAGGAAUUAACCUAACCAAGGAAUUGGAAGACUUCUACAACAAAAAUUAUGUUAUUCUGAAAAAAGAGAUCAAGGUAUCAGAAUAUGGCAAGAUAUUCUACGUUCCUGAAUAGACAGAACAAAUACAGGUUUUUUGUUUGUUUGUUUGUUUGUUUGUUUGUUUUUACUAAAAAUCAAACAUAGGACCUUGUGCUUACCAGGUAGGCACUAUGUUGCUAAGCUGUAUCCCCAGCCCCCAGAACCAAUAUAAUUAAUGAUACACCGAUUUACUGAAAUCCCAAUCAAAAUACCAACAGCAUUCCUCACAGAUCAAGAGAAAACAAUCCUAAAAUUUAAAUGGAUACAGAAAAGAUCCAGAAGAGUGAAAGAAAUCUUGGGUAAGAAGAGCAAAGCAGAAGGUAUCACAAUCCCAGACUUGAAGUUGUAUUACAAAGUUACAAUGAUAAAAACUGCAUGGCACUGGCAAGCAAGAAAGAAAAAAGACAUGGAUUGAUGGAACAUAAUAAAGGAAACAGAAACAACAGGGAUAUUUGGCUAUUUUAUCUUCGACAAAGAAACCAAAAACACAAUGGAAGAAAGCCUCUUAAAUAAAUGAUUCUGGAAAAAUUAAACAUCUACAUCCAGAUGACUGAGCCUAAAUUCAAAUAUCUAAUCAUGUACUCAUCUAAAGUCAGAAUGAAUCAAAUAGAAUAAACAAUCUUCUAAAGAUAUAGUAGGUAAAACUUGAAGCCAUAGUUUAACAAAGAAUUUCUGGAGAGCUCUCAGUCACACAAAAAGUACAUGAAUCAGCAAAUAGAAUCAUAUCAAACUGAAAAGCUUCUACACAACAAGGGAAACAACCAACAGAAUGAGAAGAUCACUUACAGAAUUGGGAAAACAUUGCCAGGUUCUCCUUGGACAGAGGACAAAUAUCUAGGAUACAUAAAAAACUGAAAGAAAAAAAAAAAACAACUAGAUUCCACCAAAAUAAAAGAAAAAGGUAAAAAUUGGGCAACUGAAAUAGAACAUCUCAGAAAAAGUACAAAUUGCCAAUAAGUACAUGAAAAAUGUUCAACAUCACUGACCACUAAAGAAAUGCAAAUAAAAACCAUAUCAAAAUUCCAUUCUACUCCCAAAAGAAUGACUACCAGCAAGAAAUCAGUGCUAACAAAUGCUGUGAGUUUCUGAGGGAAAAAGAACUCUUCUGCAUUGUUGGUGGGAAUGUAAACUGGUGAAAAUCAGUACGGAGAUUUCUUAAAAAGGUAAAACUAGAAAUUCUAUUUCACCUAGCUAUACCCCUUCUAGGUAUCUUCCAAAAAAGAGUUAAAGUCAUCAUGUUACUAUAAUGCAUGCAUAUUCAUAUUUAUAAGAGCACAAUUUAAUACCUCUAUUUUACAAACAGCCUAUAAGCCCAUCAAUAGAUGAAUGAAUAAAGAAACUGUGGUAUUUAUAUGCAGUGGCGUUCAUAAGUAAAAGUAUACACCUUAAGACUGUAAGAUGGUAUUAAGGUAAAUAAACCAGACAUAUGAGCUUAAAUAUCACAUGGCUUCUGAUAUAAGAGAAACUCAAAAUACGAGCAAAAUAACAUGACAGGAAGUAGGGAGAUCUUUUUCAAAUGCGAAGGUGUGAUAGUUAACUGAAUGUGUCAAUUUGAGUAAGAAGUGCCUCACUAAAUUGGAUCAGCAUAAUUCUGGGUGUGAAUGAGGGGCUUUCCUGAAGAUUUCUUGGUGUUUAUUGGGUGUGAGUGACAGUCACCAGUGGGCUGCAGCCUGAAUGGUAUGAAAGAGAAAUAAGGCUUGUUUCCUGUUUCUUUAGAGGAGCUCCAGUCUUCACUUUCUUCUCAGAUGUCUCCUGGCUUCCAGCAGAGAGCCUUCAGUCUUGCAUCCCAGACCUUUCGGCCUUCUGAUGUGUGCUCCCAAGACACUGCCGUGGGUUCCAGGUCUUCACCUAGACUCUUCAGAUCUCCAGUGUGGAGACAGACUUUGUGUGCUCUUCUACACCUGAUUCUGUGUGCAGUCAUUUUUGGGUCAUGAAUGCUGCCCAAAGGCCAAUGCCUUGAAGCCUUCAUCCAGCCUCAAUGCUACACUUUGCAGACUCUUCAGCCUUCCGUCACAGACACUUCAGCAUCCUGAUAUGGACCUGAAUGGACAGUGCAGUGAGCUCCAGACUUUGGAAGUUUUUGGUCUCCAGUGUGCAGACAUCCUCUGUAUGCUUCUUCGUCUAACUGUAUGGAUGAUCAUAAGGCAAAUCUUUGAUUUCUUAUGCAUUUUUAUAUUUUGUGUAUAUCUGUUUCUCUUAUAAACCAGAGACUGAUUUAGAUCUCAAAAUUUAUUAACCAAACUAUAGAACUAUAGAAUAAGUUCUAUAAUAUAAUAGUUGAAUCAUUGGUAAGUGGAAAUUUUUACAGAUAUUGCCAAAUUGUCCUCUCAAAACAUUGUAACUUAUCCCUCCAUCAAGUAGCAUUUGAAACUGUUAACUUUUCUUAACAAUUAACCUACCCCUUAUUAACUUAUAUAGGAAAUACUUUAAACAUGGAAUUACAGGGCCUGGGGAUUUAGCUCACUGGCAUAAGUGCCUGCCUUGCAAGCAGGCAGUCGUGAGUUCGAUCCCCGGUACAAUAAAAAGACAAAAAUAAAAUAAAAUAAAUAAACAUGGAAUUACAGAAUGCAAUUAUAGCUUCCAUCCCCUCUUCCCAAUCACAUAAAACUUUUUCUUCUAUUAAGGUGACAGCCAUCUUAAAUUUAGUGUUUAUCAUAUUCACAAUCUUUUCUAUAAUUUUAUGUCUUAAUACGUGGAUUUUAUACAUGCAUUUUAAAUGUUACAAAAAUUUUAUGCAUUUAUUAUAAAUGAAUAUUGUAUGUUAUUUGUGUAUGUUUUUAAUCUUUAUAUGAAUGGAUUAGUAAUGUGUCAUUUGGCAACUGGCUUUCUAUAAAUCACAUUUUAUUCUUGUGACUUAUCCACAUGUACCUAUAUGGUUUUGAUUUAUUCCUUUUUUUUUUAUUGUAUAUGUAGGACCUCUUGUACCUGUGAAAAUUUUGUUCUUGCUUUCUCUGAGAAUGUCUGUAGAAAAGAGAAUUUGGGGUCAGAAUGUAAAUCUUCAGGUUCACUAAAUACCACUUUAAGUCCAUUUGGCAAGUGCAAAAAUAAAUUUAAAAACUACA